Physcomitrium patens is the source of this 1526-nucleotide messenger RNA. Lineage: Eukaryota; Viridiplantae; Streptophyta; Bryopsida; Funariales; Funariaceae. The record is from RefSeq and is a predicted model, not a curated record.
UGUAGUGUUGAUUGAUGCAGCGCUGGCUUCCAUCGGUUUGCAUCCGUCCGUGUGGAGGGGCUACGCCAUAGCCACCCUCCAUUGCACGAAAUUACCAAACCCUCGCUUGCCCCUGCACGUUACCACCUCGUGCUCCGCAUUCGGAGCAGCAGUCUGCUCCGCUGCAUUCCCAAUUUUGUGUGUCAAGCGUACCGCGGUUGUUUGAGAGUAGACGUGGGCGUGCUUGUCGGAGGCAUUUUUGAACCUCCCAGAACCAGCUAUCACUCAUUCUGAGAAAGGGAAAAUAUUUGAGGAUUUCCAGAGGAUAAAAUGGCGCUAGUACAGUGUUUGCAGUCGCAAGUUCUGACAUCGAGCUCCAGUCAACAGGCGAUUCUGUGUGAGAAGUCUUCAUCAUGCUCACCCCGUUUGUUUCUAGUUCCUAUCACCAGUUCCUCUUUCUCUUCCUUUCUGGCGGCUCCAAACCACGCCUCUUCAUCUUUAUUAUUUAAACGUCUUUCAAGCGAUUCCUUUUUGGGCGCACGCUUAUCCAAAAUUUCUAGUCACACCAAAAAUGUAUCUGGCCAGCGGUACUUGCGCACAAUAGUACAAGCUAAUGAUUCGACAGCAGAUGAACCCCUCCCUUCAGAUAUGUCGUUAGAGAAUGCUUUGCAACUGCUUGGAGUUAGAGAGGGUGCAUCUUUUGAAGAAAUAUUAAGAGCUAAAAAGGUGAUGACCGAGAAGAGCGGUGGAGAUCAAGAACAAAUUGUGCAGGUCGAGGCAGCAUACGACAUGUUAUUGAUGCAAAGUCUGUCACAACGACGAGCUGGAAAAGUUGUUGAUAGCGCUGUCCGAUAUGCUGACGUUAGAAAGCCUAAGUCCUCUGGCGGAGGACCGGAAUGGUUGCAGAAGGCAUUGAAAAAUGCUCCCGUAUCUUUUGAGACUCCUUCAAAUUCCGAACUUGGACUUCAAUCAGGACUAUAUGCAGCUUUGAUUGUUUGGACUUUUGCAACUGGAGUUACUUCAUCUCCAAUUGAAGGAGCGCUGGCUGGGCAAGAUACCCCAGGUUUUAUUUUAGCUGUUGGAUUUGGACUCGCUGUAUACUUCCUGAGGAAAAAAAAUACCAAAUUAGCAAAAGCGGUUCUCAUCUCAAUUGGGGGACUUGUGUCGGGAGCGGUGCUAGGUGGAUUGGUGGAGAGUUGGCUACGUGUAGACAUUGUUCCAGUAUUUGGAAUUGGGUCACCUGCGAUUGUUGUCAGUGAGUUUGUGCUGUUCUCCCUGUGGUUCAGCUCUUUGUAUUUGAGAUGAUGAAACUACUAUCUUCAUCUACAAUGUGCUCCGGCAGCAGUUAGUGAAGGUUUUGAGAAUUUGAUCCCACAUCUGUAUUGAUCAUGUCUUACGUAGAGACAUUAGCAUUCCUCUAUUGUAAAGCCAGAAGUAACAGAGGAAAUCACAUGCACUGUGUACAUUUACUGAAGACUGGAAUUUGGUUGAUAAGUCCAGAAAUUUUGUAGACUGCCGAUCUACUUUGCGUAAUCUCAGUAGCCUUA